UGCAAUGUAAUGAGUGAAAACAAUGUGACAGACGUUUGUGGGUUUUUUUGAGUGGAGAGAUGAGAAGAUGGGUAGUCAUGCAGUUGUAGUAGGCCUUCCUUCUCCUCCAAAUCGUAACGGCUCUCUCUCUCCUCCAAUUCCCACAACUUCUAUAAGCAGCUCGAAGAAAAAGGAUGGAAUUGGAGAGCAAAUGGCAAGGAAGCAGACAGGGGAUGGUGGGUACAAGUGGCGUUUGGUGAUUGCUUAUGACGGCACCCGUUAUGCAGGAUGGCAAUACCAGAGUUCACCGCCUACAAUACAGUGCUUUGUGGAGAAUGCUCUAAUGGGCGCAACAAAGCUGGAAAGGAAGGAUCUUCAUUUCGUUGGUGCAAGUAGGACAGAUAAAGGAGUACAUGCCUGGGGUCAGGUUGCACACUUUGUCACACCUUUCAACUAUGACAGCAUUGAAAGCAUUCAUGCUGCUCUUAACGGUCUUCUUCCUGAUGAUAUCCGAGUUAGGGAGAUCAGCCCUGCAGUGCCUGAAUUCCAUGCUCGUUUUUCAGCGAGAAGCAAGAUUUAUCAUUACAAAAUAUAUAACGACACAUUCAUGGAUCCAUUUCAGCGUCACUAUGCUUACCAUAGUGCUCAUAAGCUAAACGCCGCUGUUAUGCGAGAAGCUUCAAAGUAUUUUAUUGGAAAGCAUGAUUUCUCUGCUUUUGUCAAUGCCUCCCAGAAGGAACGAGUGCGUGAUCCAGUGAAGGAUAUAUUCCGUUUUGAGGUCAUUGAAAUGGGAGCUCUUUUACAGCUAGAAGUUGAAGGCUCCGGCUUCUUAUACAGACAAGUCCGGAACAUGGUUGCUCUGCUGAUUCAAAUUGGAAGGGAAGCGCUUCCUCCUGAUAUUGUUCCCAAGCUAUUGGCAACACGAGAUCGUAGGGCGCUUGCCAAAUAUACCAUGUUUACUCCACCUCAUGGGCUUUGUCUCGUGACGGUCAAGUAUAACGAGGAGCAUCUACGGCUUCCAUCCAGUUGCUCCACAACCAGUUUUGGUAGGCAUUAUACUAUCGGCUCAUAGUCAUGGUCUUCAUCAAUCACUUCAGUGAUUUCUCUCCCAUGACGCUCGCUACUUUCAAAUUUCCAACUGCUCCCAAAAGAUAUCUCACCAUCAUAAGUCACAGUGCUUGCAACGAUCUUCGGAUUUUCUUCCUCUUUGGUGAUUUCUGGAAUAACGGAUAAACUUGUUAUGUAUGGGGUUGGUGGAGCUUUUUGUGGGACUUCCUCUUCUGUGAUUUCAGAGGUUGAAGAAGAGCUUAUCGCUACAGGAGGUGGAAAACGCUGAUCAGAAUCUGGAGCUUCCUUAACUAUUUUAUCCGAGAUUGAAACUUCAGUUGUGUCAAAAUUGUGUGCAAGAUGCGACGAUGAGUGGGAGUGGCUCCUUGAAAUGGAUCUGCUCUUGGAAAGACUGUGUCUUGCUUUCUUGUGCCAGUUUUGGAGGCCUUCAACUACAGAUUCAGUAAACACUGCUCUCCUCAUGCCAGAACCCAUCUAUCAAGUAAACCAACCAUUAAUGAAAAGGAAAAACAAAAAAGAAGUAAUGUCAUUGAUUUUGAAAUUACUAUCCAUUACUCUCUGUAUCUCAAUUCUUUCAAUCUCAUAUAUAUCCACAUUUUCUUAA
Molecule: messenger RNA, 1651 nt
Organism: Malus domestica (apple)
Lineage: Eukaryota; Viridiplantae; Streptophyta; Magnoliopsida; Rosales; Rosaceae
Biological process (GO): tRNA pseudouridine synthesis
Molecular function (GO): pseudouridine synthase activity; RNA binding
Source: RefSeq, a predicted model, not a curated record